UGGAAUAUGGAAAAUACAGUGAGUAUUUGAUAGAGUGGCAACAACUAAUACAAGAAGGUCCAGGAUUUCCGAUACACGUCAUGUUUUACGAGGACGUGAAAAUGAAUGGACAGAAAGAACUUGAUAGGCUGUUGAAAUUUCUUGAUAUACAACUAGAUGAUCAACUGAAGAAUGACAUUAUGGAAAUGUGUGGUUUUGAAAAGAUGCGUGAAGAAAAAGGGAAAAAUAAAGGAAUUGAAGUAUAUCUUAAAAAGGAUUUCAAUUUCUUUAGAAAAGGUCAAGUCGGUGACUGGAAGAAUUGGUUUUCGGUUGCACAAGAU
Molecule: messenger RNA, 320 nt
Organism: Ruditapes philippinarum (Manila clam)
Lineage: Eukaryota; Metazoa; Mollusca; Bivalvia; Venerida; Veneridae
Product: sulfotransferase 1B1-like
Biological process (GO): sulfation
Cellular component (GO): cytoplasm
Molecular function (GO): sulfotransferase activity
Source: RefSeq, a predicted model, not a curated record